Messenger RNA from Chroicocephalus ridibundus (black-headed gull), 3001 nucleotides. RefSeq names its product desert hedgehog signaling molecule (gene DHH). Lineage: Eukaryota; Metazoa; Chordata; Aves; Charadriiformes; Laridae. The transcript is spliced from 3 exons. Bases 935 to 2176 code for a protein of 413 amino acids. The record is from RefSeq and is a predicted model, not a curated record. Gene Ontology annotation, molecular function: calcium ion binding; patched binding. Gene Ontology annotation, biological process: intein-mediated protein splicing; protein autoprocessing; smoothened signaling pathway.
UGCCGGAGCCGAGCGGCCGCAGGCGGGGGCAGCCCGGCCGGGGCGGCUGCGGGCAGCGCACGGUGCCGGCCGGCACCCAGGGGAGCCGGUAACGGGGGCUGGGCCAGGAGCGGGUACCGGUACGGGGGAUCGGACCGAACAGGGGGGACUGGGGUAGUGCCAGGUAGCGUGUCCCGGGAGCGGGGCUGUGCCAGGGGACGGAGCAGGUGCCGAUACCGGCGGCAUUAGGAUAACGGGUGUCCCCGGUGCCAGGGGCUGCGAUGGGAGAAGAGAGAACGGAGCCGGCGCCAGGAGAGGGGGUCCCCGGUCCCGAGAGGCGGUGACAGGAGAAGGGAGAGGUCCCGAGACUAGAAGCGCGGUGUUAGGACCAGGAUAAAGGAGGUCCCGGUACCGGAGAGCGGUGCGGGAGCCGGUACCGGAGCUCAGGGUUCAGAGGGGAGCGGGGAGCGGGGAGCGGGGGGCGGGAUAGGGGCGCGGGGUCAGGAGCGGGGACAGGUCCCGGUGCCGGUCCCGGGGCAGCGCCAGGAGGCGGGUGCCCGGUGCCGGUACGCAGCGGUAGCAGGGCUUUCCCUGAGGCUCGGGCUGGGUCGGGGAGUCCCUGGGGCCGGGUCGCAGCGGCAGGCGAGGGGGUGCCGGGCCCGUGGGAGCGGAGCCGGCGGCGGGGGGGCAGUCCCGGUGCCCGGGCACCGCGCUCCGAGUGGGUGGCGGCACCGACGGGAGGGCGGGGGGAGGGGGUCAGUCGUCUCGGGCAGCCACGGAUCCCGCAGCGGCGACGGGGCCGUGGGUGUGAGAAGGAAACGGCGCCGACCCGCCCCUGGCACCGCGACCCUCUAAAAGCCCCGGGACCGCCGCCCCGGGACCAUGCCCGCUCCGGCCGCCCGUGCCCCCGGCGACUGAGCGGGGCCCGCGGAGGUAGCGGGGCCCGGUGGCCGGGAUGCCCCGGCGGAGCCCGCUCGCCCUCGGCCUGCUCGGCCUCGCCGCCUGCCUGCUGGCCGCGCCGGUGCUGGGUUGCGGCCCGGGCCGGGGUCCGGUGGGGCGGCGGCGGUUGGGGCGGCGGCAGCUCUCUCCGCUGCUCUACAAGCAGUUCGUGCCCAACGUGCCCGAGCAGACGCUGGGGGCGAGCGGGAAGGCGGAGGGCAAAGUCCUGCGGGGCUCGGAGCGCUUCAGGGACCUGGUGCCCAACUACAACCCCGACAUCAUCUUCAAGGACGAGGAGAACACGGGGGCGGACCGGCUCAUGACCGAGCGCUGCAAAGAGCGGGUGAACUCGCUAGCCAUCGCGGUGAUGAACAUGUGGCCGGGGGUGAAGCUGCGGGUGACGGAGGGCUGGGACGAGGACGGGCACCACCUCCCCGACUCACUGCACUACGAGGGCCGGGCGCUGGACAUCACCACCUCCGACCGCGACCGCCACAAGUACGGCAUGCUGGCGCGCCUGGCCGUGGAGGCCGGCUUCGACUGGGUCUACUACGAAUCCAAGGCGCACAUCCACGUCUCCGUCAAAGCAGAUAACUCGCUGGCCAUCCGCACCGGUGGCUGCUUCCCCGGCCAUGCCACCGUGACGCUGCAGAGUGGCGAGCGCCGGGGUCUGGCCGACCUGCGCCGGGGCGACUGGGUGCUGGGCGCGGAGCCGGGCGGGCGCCUGGUGCCCACUGAGGUGCUGCUCUUCCUCGACCGCAACCUGGGCCAACGUGCCUCCUUUGUGGCCAUUGAGACGGCCAGCCCAGCACGCCGCCUGCUCCUCACCCCGUCCCACCUGGUCUUCGCAGCCCGUGGGGCAGCCAACGGCACCGCCACCUUCCUGCCCGUCUUCGCCCGCCGCGUGCGACCGGGCGACGCGGUGCUGGCCCACGGGGCCGGCGGGCAGGGGCUGCGCCCCGCGAGGGUGCUGCGAGUUUGGCGGGAGGACGGCGUGGGGGUCUUCGCCCCUCUAACUUCCCACGGGACCCUGCUGGUCAACGGGGUGCUGGCAUCCUGCUAUGCCGUCCUGGAGAGCCACCGCUGGGCCCACCGUGCCUUCGCCCCUCUCCGCCUCUUCCAUGGGCUCCUCUCGCUGCUGCCCGCCCGCACGGAGGCGGGCAAUGGGACGGCGCUGGAGGCGGGCAUGCACUGGUACUCCCGCCUGCUCUACCAGCUGGCCGGGGGCGUGCUGGGCCAGGAGGUCCUGCAGGUGUAGGAGUCCCUGGCCCGCCCCAAGUCACCGCACUGCAGACAAUGCCACGCACUGGAAGCUGGGGGCUCCGGCCCUGGGGCCCCCUUGGACCAGCAGGUGCUGGGGAGGAGGGUCGGCAGCACCCCCAGCCCUGUGGGGAGGUCGGGGCGUCUCUCUGCUCAGCGCUGCCCGGGGACGCGGCGCGGUGGGGACAGGGUCCCUGGGUGGGGGUGUGGUGGGGUGGUCCAGGGACUCGGACUCAGCUCCUCCCGUGUCCCAGAGCCCCCCCGCAGCACUGCUGGGUGCCUGGCCGGACUCCCAGGCCCUGGACCCCCCUGCGCUCCCUCUGUAUUUAUUGCUUUAUUAACCGCCGGGGCUGAGGCCAGGGUCGCUCCCUGUCAAGCCCAGGCUGGGGCAUCACCGGCCUCUGCCCCAGGGCCAAAUCCAGCCCGGGGGAUGCCGAAUCACUCCAACACCAAGUACCUGGCAGCAGUUCCUGCCCGUCCCCCAGCUCUGGGUCUGUCCCCCCCAUCACCUGUGCUGUCACUAGCCCCAUCCCCGUGCAGCUCAGUGCCGCAGGGCAGCUGGACGGGGUGUCUGCCACGGGCAUGGGCACCCUGCGCCGGGCCUGGCUCUAACCGCGCUAACCGCUAACCUGCCCUGCUUGAGAGUUUUAUUUUUCUAUUUAUAAAGGGUAAUAUAAAUGUCCCCCCGCGCCCACCUGCCCUGGCAGCGGGGCCUGCCCCACAGGGCAAGGGACCGGUCUGCUUUUAACCACUUCUGUUUAAAAAAAAAAAAAGAAAGAAAUACUACUAUUUAAUUGUUUGGAUAAAUAAAGAGACUUUAUGG